Molecule: messenger RNA, 3533 nt
Organism: Maylandia zebra (zebra mbuna)
Lineage: Eukaryota; Metazoa; Chordata; Actinopteri; Cichliformes; Cichlidae
Gene: slc13a3
Product: solute carrier family 13 member 3
Biological process (GO): citrate transport; succinate transmembrane transport
Cellular component (GO): plasma membrane
Molecular function (GO): citrate transmembrane transporter activity; succinate transmembrane transporter activity; sodium:dicarboxylate symporter activity
Source: RefSeq, a predicted model, not a curated record
AGUUUCCAGUGUACUUUUUAAAAUGAACGUAUGAGCGGUGACAUUUCCAUCGCUGCCCCUGAAGAUACCUCACUCCUGUCAUGCAAGAGUCCAUUCAAUUGGGAAAUUUGGCAGUAAGUCGACUAACACACCAUCACAGGAGGAGUUAACCUGUAGCAAAGCGUGUGGUUAAUCUUCUCUGUGCUCAGCCACGGGCUUCAAAGUGCUGCCUCACAGGUUGCUCUCAGCCAGUCUGGACGUUUCCUAAACUGAGCACAACUUCAAGCCAGGGAUGAGAAUAUCUGUACUGUCCAAGAAGCUGUGGUGCGUCCACAAACAGCUAAUCCUUGUGCUCACUCCGCUCGUGUUUCUGCCUUUACUUUUUACUCUACCGGAGAAGGAGGGAAAAUGUCUUUACGUGGUGGUGCUCAUGGCUAUGUUUUGGUGCACGGAGGCUCUCCCUCUUGCUGUCACAGCCAUGCUUCCAGUCUGCCUCUUCCCAACACUGGGAAUUCUUCCAGCCAAAAAAAUCUGCCCUCAGUACUUCAUCGAGACCAAUUUUCUCUUCCUCAGCGGCCUUGUGUUGGCAUCAUCGAUUGAGGAGUGGGGCCUGCAUCGCAGAAUAGCCCUAAAGGUCCUCAGUAUUGUUGGAGUAAAACCAGCCUGGCUCAUUCUGGGAAUGAUGCUGACCUCAUCCUUCCUGUCCAUGUGGCUCAGUAACACCGCCACAACAGCCAUGAUGCUCCCUAUCGCAAAUGCCAUCCUGGAGAGCCUGUUUGGUGAUCUGGAAACCCUAAAACAAAAGUGCAAGUCUGUCGAGGAUCACGAGAGUGCCAUAAUAAAUGGUCAGUCUACUGUAAAGCUGCAUUCACUGCCCUCAGUGCCAACAGAAAAACAAAUAAUGGCAACAGAAGGGACUGAUACACCAGAACUGACGGACCCGAGGACAGCUGAGGAGAGCCGAGCAGAGGCGCAGUAUCAGCUCAAAGUCUGGAAGGGGUUUUUGAUUUGUAUCCCUUAUGCUGCCAGUAUCGGAGGAACCGCCACACUGACGGGCACGGCACCUAACCUCAUUCUGAUUGGACAGCUGAAAAGCUACUUUCCAGACUGUGAUCUUAUCAAUUUUGGCUCUUGGUUUGCAUUUGCUUUCCCACUCAUGCUCCUCUUCCUGUUUUUGGGAUGGCUAUGGAUUGCAUUUCUCUACGGAGGAUUGAAUACAAGAUUGUGCAUCACAAAACAAGACAGGAGAACCCAGGCAGAAGCCAGAGCCAAGGCACUGAUAAAGGAAGAUUACAGAAAACUAGGGCCCAUAAACUUUGCAGAGGGAGCCAUCUCUUUCUUUUUUGUACUGUUUGCCGUUCUCCUCUUCACAAGGGAUCCAAAGUUUGUGACCGGCUGGUCUGUGUUUUUUAAAAAAGGGUACGUUUCGGAUGCAGUCACCGGUGUCAUCAUUGUGUCUAUACUGUUCUUUUUUCCUUCACAAAAGCCUUCCCUGAGAUGGUGGUCCGACCCUCAAGCUCUAAACACUCCUUAUGUGCCUCUCCUUUCCUGGAAAAAAGCCCAGGAAUCGGUUCCUUGGAAUAUCAUUAUGCUGCUUGGAGGCGGCUUUGCCAUGGCCAAAGCUUGUGAGGAGUCUGGACUCGCGUCCUGGAUGGGAGGCCACCUCCAGCCUUUGGCUCAAGUCCCUCCUGCUGCAGCUGUGAUGUUGAUCACUGCUUUCCUGGCUUGUUUCACUGAGUUUGCCAGUAACACUGCCACCAUUAUCAUAUUUUUACCUGUCAUUGCUGAACUGGCUAUUAAUGUCUCAGUGAACCCUCUGUACUUCAUGAUACCUGCCACAGUAGGAUGUUCAUACGCCUUCAUGCUGCCAGUGUCCACACCACCCAACUCAAUUGCCUUUGCAUCUGGACACCUUAUGGUGAAAGACAUGGUGAAAACUGGCUUUGUGAUGAACAUCCUGGGUAUCCUGUCAGUCACUCUGGCAAUGAAUACGUGGGGCAUUGCCAUGUUUAAUUUGAAUACUUACCCUGAAUGGGCUCUCCCAUUUAACAAGUCUGCUCUUGUGACCAAUGCGCACUUAUCUGUGGCUCAGUCGCUUAAUGCCACGUUGUGAUCACACACCAGAUUUUAGCAAGAAGUUAUUAUAGAAGAAGUACCAGAAGAGUGAGCAGGGAGGAAAAACUGAAGUAGAUACAGUUGUGAUCAGAGGUUUACAUGUACUCAUCGUGGGCAUGUGUGUCUCUGUAAUUUAGGGCCUUUAAUGAUUUCUUUGAAUUCGAGAUUUUAAUGGGUGGGAUGAUUACACAGCAUACAUGUUUCAUUGGAAUAUUUGGGAUUUUUGGUCAUUAGACAUCUACCAAUGACAGUGAAGAAUACUGUUGAUUGACAUAAAUAAAGUAGUGGGUCACCUAGGCAACCAGGACCUGAAAUGUCCACAAGUGACUAGGUGGCAACUUUAAAGCAAUAUAUGCCGUGAAAAUUGACCCCUUCCAACUGUACAUAUAUUUCACAUACAUCACAUUGGGAAGACAGGGAGAAAAAAGAACUCCACCCAGACUGAGCUCCUACAGGCAGUUUGAGAACAGAAAAAACACAGCAACACUGAGAGCACAUGAACACACCAUACAACAGAAAGGACGGGCAUCGGAGGCAUUUGGAGGGGAGGAGGGGGAUUGUACAUCUGUCUGUCUAUAUAUUUGAGCCUGUACAUAUACUUUUGACUUGUGGAUUAGAGAAAAUCCAAAGUAAAUUCAAACUUAAGAUGAGAUAACCUUUAUUAGUCCCUUGUGCACCUAAAUAUUUUUUUAAGUCAUAAAAGACGCUGUAAAAGUCAUUCCACCCAUUAAAAAGUCUAGUUCAAAGAAAUCAUUAAAAGCUCAAAAUUACCAUGACAUUCAUGCCUAUGAUGAGUGUAUAUAGUUCUUCACUACAAUUGUUUCUGUACUGUCACAGUCAGAAAACACAUUUUUCCAGCUGUUAAUGAUGCUUUGAAAAGGUUAUCAUAUAUAUAUUUGACUGCCUUUUUAGGGUCUCAAAGGUCUAGAUUUUAAGCUGUGAACAGAUUUGGUACAAAAAUGUUAAGUUUUAAAGACAAUGAAGAAAUACAUGAACUCAGUUAAUGAGAGUUGAUGUAUUGCUAAGUUUAAAAACUGCUGAAGUAUUUUACUCUCUGCUUUCUUAAAACUGAAUUAGAGCAACAUCUAACCUCAAACACAUGCUUUGAGCACUGAAGAGUGUUUUAUAUUUUUUAAAUAAUCAGUCAGACUGCGGAGUGUGCUGUUUGUAUCGUUACUACAGGCUGACCUCUGCUGGAAGAAGGAAUGAGACUGUGAAUAACACUUUUUAAAGUAUAUAUUAUGGUUAAAAUCACUAAAAGAUUGUUACUUGUUUAUGUUUCACAUGGCACACUGCUAAAGCCAUACCACAUAAACAACAUUUUAAAUCAUUUUCUUUAUUAUAUUAUGAAUCUUGACUAAUGAAUGUGUAACUUUUGUUACAUGGUGAUCUGCACUCAUAUAUUGUGCUGUCAUAAAUAAAGCCAGUUUGUAACUUGA